This is a messenger RNA of Cucurbita maxima (winter squash), 1875 nucleotides long. Its product is annotated as monodehydroascorbate reductase 4, cytosolic-like. Lineage: Eukaryota; Viridiplantae; Streptophyta; Magnoliopsida; Cucurbitales; Cucurbitaceae. Gene Ontology annotation, molecular function: flavin adenine dinucleotide binding; oxidoreductase activity, acting on NAD(P)H. The record is from RefSeq and is a predicted model, not a curated record. The coding region runs from base 94 to 1764 and encodes 556 amino acids. The transcript has 2 exons. Gene Ontology annotation, cellular component: cytoplasm.
AUUCUUUCAUGAAACAUCGUAUUAUUCUACCUUUCUCUUUUGCAGCUAUUGUUCUUCUUUUUCAUCAUCUAAUCCAAACACAGGGACAGAGGAAUGGGGCAGUUCAUUAGUUCAAGAUUGGCGGGAGUUUGGGACAGAAUUGACCAAAAGUUGAACUAUUACAGAGUCUUUGAACAAAACUUGGUUGUCCUACAAGAGUUAUCAAGGGAUCUUGGCGUCCAAUUAGAAGAACUCGAAGAAUGUUCGAGUUCGUGUUCAGAAGAAAAGGAGGAAUGGCAGGAGAAAGUAGAUGCAUUGAUCGACGAAGUCGAAGACAUCGAAAGAUCAAUCAGAAAAUGGAAGGUUAGAUCAGUUGCAGUUUAUCUUUAUGGAAAGGUUGUUGGAGAGAAGACGAAUGAGGCCAAAGAGCUACUUGAAGAAGGGAAGUACUACUUUCCCAACAGCUUCAAGUAUUUGAUACUUGGAGGAGGAGUGGCAGCAGGAUAUGCAGCAAGGGAGUUUGUUAAACAGGGCGUGAAGGCAGGGGAGGUUGGUAUAAUUUCGGAGGAGUCGGUGGCACCUUAUGAACGUCCCGCGCUGAGCAAGGGAUAUCUGUUGCCCAAGAAUGCAGCAAGGCUGCCGCAGUUCCAUGUGUGUGUUGGGAGUGGAGGGGAGAGAUUGGAUAGGAGUUGGUAUGAGAAGAAUGGAAUAGAAUUGAUCCUUAACACAAAGAUUGUAAAAGCAGCUCUUGAGUCAAAAACUCUCACAAGUGAAGAUGGUACGAAUUUCAAGUUUGGAACUUUGAUCAUUGCCACAGGUUCAAAGGGGCUAAAACUCAGAGAUUUUGGCGUCAAAGGGGAUGAAGCCAAGAAUGUUUUGUGCUUGAGAGAUAUCAAGGAUGCUGAUCAAAUUGUAGAAGCAAUGAAAGCCAAAAAGAACGGGAAAGCAGUGGUUGUUGGAGGUGGAUACAAUGGACUUGAAGUUGGAGCAGCCUUAAGACUCAAUAAUUUGAGUGUUACAAUGGUGUAUCCUGAUCCUUGGUGCCUGCCCCGCCUAUUUACGAAAGAGAUUGCCGAAUUUUAUGAGCGAUACUACACGUCAAAAGGGAUCAGAAUCAUGAAGGGAACAAGUGUAAUCGACCUGGAAUCCGAUUCAAACAAAGAGGUAAAGAGGGUGAAGCUGAAAAAUGGAAGGGAGCUAGAAGCUGACAUUGUUAUAGUUGGAAUUGGAGCAAGACCUGCGACAGGGCUAUUCCAAGGGCAGCUUGAGUUGAACAAAGGAGGGAUCAAAACAGAUGGGUUGUUCAAAACGAGCAUGAAGGACGUGUAUGCGAUUGGGGACAUCGCUUGUUUCCCAAUGAAGAUGUACAAUGAGAUGAGACGAGUUGAACAUGUCGAUCAUGCAAGAAAAUCAGCCAUGAAAGCUGUGGAAGGCAUCAUGGGAAAGGGCAAGGGCAAGGUUGUUGAAGAAUAUGACUACCUACCGUACUUCUACUCACGCGUCUUCGACCUGUCGUGGCAGUUUUACGGGGACAACGUCGGAGAAACAACGGUGAUGUUCGGAGACAGAAAUCCGGCAGCGAAAAAGCCAAAGUUUGGGUGUUAUUGGAUCAAAGAUGGGAAACUAAUGGGAAUUUUCUUAGAAGGAGGGAGUGCUGAAGAAAACAAGGCCAUUAAGGAACUAGCAUGGCUUCAGCCAAAGGUUGGGGAUGGAAAAGAAUUGAAGGACAAUGGUGUUUCUUUUGCCUUUGAGCUUCAGGAUAUCCUAAAAAGACAAGCUGCCUAAACUACACAUCUACUUGUAUAUAUUUUUCAUUCAUUUAGCUGAUUGUUGUGUUCUAUUUCAUAAUAAUAAUGAGGCUAAAUAUGUGUUUUAGUCUCUAAUGAUGUUUGGAUA